AUGUCCGGGGAUUCUUUUUUGGGGGUUGCUUCUCCUACCAGUACUUGGUCUUCUAUUUGGCGUUGCCGGACACUAUCUAAGGUGCAACACUUCCUUUGGAGAUGUUGUUUUCAUGCCUUGCCGGUUCGUGUUGCUUUGCUGGCUCGCGGGUGUGCGGUGUCUCCUAUUUGCCCUCGCUGUGGGUUACAGGAGGAGUCUAUGGGUAUUUGGAAGGCCCGAAAUCGGUUGGUCUUUGAGGGGGUUUUAUGGCGGCCUGAGGUUGUGGUGCAAACGGCCGUUGUUAGUUUUUGGGAGUUUCAUGAUGCUCGUUCCCUCUGCUCCUCAGUACAACCACGGCUGGCUGGUGAGUUGGUGGAGUCGUGGAGUCCCCCUCCAUUGGGUUUUGUUAAGUGUAAUUUUGAUGCGGCUUUUUGUCGGCAGUCUUCACAAGAGGGUGGAGCUGCUGUUUUUCGGGAUUUUCGGGGUGCAGUGCUUCGUGCAGUUAUUUUUCGUCCCUUCUCUGCUGCUUCAGCUUUAGAAGCGGAAGCGUUGGUCUGUCAGCGUGCGAUUCUUUGCGCUAUAGAUUUGCGUUUCUCUUCUUUAUGGUUUGAAUCAGAUGCUAAAGCUGUGGUGGACGGGGUGCUUUGUCAACAGUCUUGCCCGUCCGAAAUUGCUUCUAUUUGUUUUGAUAUUGCUCGGGACUUGCGACGGUUUUCAUCUACUCGGUUGACUCAUGUGCGAUGA
This is a messenger RNA of Cornus florida, 723 nucleotides long. RefSeq lists its product as uncharacterized. The record is from RefSeq and is a predicted model, not a curated record. Bases 1 to 723 code for a protein of 240 amino acids. NCBI's taxonomy places the organism in Eukaryota, Viridiplantae, Streptophyta, Magnoliopsida, Cornales, Cornaceae. Gene Ontology annotation, molecular function: nucleic acid binding; RNA-DNA hybrid ribonuclease activity. The transcript is spliced from 2 exons.